AUUUGCCUCGUAGAGAGAAAACUUGCUCCAAAGUUUGUGAUGUUGCCUUUACACCGUGGAACUCGAAUUAGUUUCUACCUUUUCCUACUAACAAUACAUGCAGAUUUCGCACAUAAACUCAGCGCAUUGUUAGAGGGACAUGACAUCACUGACAAAGAGAACAAAACUAAGACUGAACACCUUUCAAACCAUGGCCUUAAAUACCAACGUAUUCCUCACGGUUUCUCGUCUUUCUCAGAUUGCCUUUCUAAACAGGGAAUGGUAUUUCUCGGAGGACCCUGUGGUGUCAUGCCGGCAACAUCUUGCGGGGGUUUUAAUUGUGCCUCUGGGAUUGGAUUUCCUAUUUCCCCAGUUUGCUGUUCCUUGGUAGACUGCAGGAAAACGAAUCAACCUAGCCGAGAAAUCGAUACUAUUAAGCGGUUUGACAUCACAAGCCUACCAGCACAUCCAUUUGCACUUUCUUCGAAAACGCCCGUAAAGCCCUUCAAAGGUAAACGAAUGCGUAAACACAAACACCCCAAACCGAAGAAAUACGAUCACCAGUCUACCGAGGAAGGCCCAAACAUAGACGUUAAAUUGAAGCUGAACGAUGAACCAAAAUCGAAAGCACAAGACGAAGCACCAGCUUUUCACCCUCAAGUUGUGCUUGGUCAGCCAUUACAUCUUAGACCUUGGUUUCCUUACCUACACAGGCCAAUUUACCCGUUUGACAUGCAGUAUCAUUCUCACUUCUCUCCACAUUGUCUGCAUCAUCCUAUGAGGUUUCAGCAUCCAUCUUAUUGGACAUUCCAAGGAUAUUUCCCUCAUUUUAUGGGAAUGAGAUCUCCUUGGGCAAUGAAUCCAUCAGAUAUGUCAAAUGUCCAUCAUUAUCCCGAGUAUCAGUAUAGCGAUAUGCAUUUUGUCCAGUCCAAUCAUCCUUCCAGGUAUAGUCGACCACCGUUUAGAGAUUUCAACGAUUUCAGCUCUGACCUAAAACUUCUGGAGAAACCAGAGAGACUUCACGAUCUCUGGACGCACAGCAAAAACAAAAUAAAGAGUCCUAACGAGUAUGAUGGAGUGCAUGAAGAGGAUCGGAAGAUGGUCAAUAACUCAGAAGACCUCAGGGAAACUGUCAAAUGGGGCAACUAUCAGCAAUGGGGAACUGAACACGAAAUAGAACCUAGUUCUAUUGUAACAGAAGACCAAGGUAUGUUGCAUUUCGAUCCGUCGGAAAAGGAAGAUGUUGAUACCAAUUAUCCUGAGUACAAAAGCGAAUUCAACACAGAGCGCGUCUCGCGGCCUUCCGUCGAGAGUAGGCGAGGGAAACUUAACCGCCAUUUAAAAUUCCACAAAUCAUUGAAAAAAGGAAAUGGCUCAUUGAGGGGAUUCAACUCAGCUAACCAAGGAUUUCAUUUGGAUGUAAUAUCUACUUUCCAGAUGAAAGGAAAGCAGAAAAGAAAGGAAAGACAGAAGGCUGACCUACUCAGUCCCAAAGAAAGUUCUGUAGUAGGUGCUAUAGGACUGAAAUUGGAUCCUGUAAUUAUCGCUAAUGCGAUACAUGCCAAUGCUUGAACUUCACAGAAGUAAAAAAGAAAAGGAAUCACAUGCCACAAAGUUAAAAAAGAAAUCGGGUUAGAUAACAGAGGGCAAAUAUCGGCCUACAUAUCUAAUCUAAGAGAAUUGAAAUAAACACGAGAGGAUGUCUAAGAAUUCAAUGAAGCUGAAGGCGAUGUUUGUAAAGUUCCAAAUAAGGGAUUAGCAUCGAUCCAAUUCUAUGGAAGCGACUUGACUUAAACAGAACAUGGUGGGUUUGACGUUCUAACAUCAUUUUGAAUAAGUACAUACAUGGCUAGAAGCAUACGUUUUUAACUCUUUUUAAAGACCCAAUAAUACAGCAAAUUAAUCAAGGCUAAAUGAGGGAUGUUCCUCGAGUGCAGGUUUACUUUGGAAAGUUAACAAAGUUUCUAUUUGCCUUGCUUAGGCUUUACUACUUAUCUAACAGUUAAAUUAAUACAUAACAUUAUUCCAUUUAAGGUGAAUUACACUUUGAUUCCUA
Stylophora pistillata is the source of this 2035-nucleotide messenger RNA. RefSeq lists its product as uncharacterized. Lineage: Eukaryota; Metazoa; Cnidaria; Anthozoa; Scleractinia; Pocilloporidae. The record is from RefSeq and is a predicted model, not a curated record.